Messenger RNA from Helianthus annuus (common sunflower), 2646 nucleotides. Its product is annotated as protein SMAX1-LIKE 3. The transcript has 3 exons. Bases 95 to 2485 code for a protein of 796 amino acids. The record is from RefSeq and is a predicted model, not a curated record. NCBI's taxonomy places the organism in Eukaryota, Viridiplantae, Streptophyta, Magnoliopsida, Asterales, Asteraceae.
CAGGACACCAGGCACCACAACUAGUACUACACACAUUUUCACCAGCAAAAGCAUAUAUGUAAAAUACAACAAUACACACAUUCUCUUGAUAAACAUGAGGGCAGAAGGAUACACAAUACAACACUCACUAAGUUCAGAAGCAGCUGCAAUCGUAAAACAAGCUUUUGGCCUCGCUAAAAGGAGAGGUCAUGCUCAAGUCACACCUCUCCAUGUAGCGAGUGCCUUGAGCACAUCCUCCACUAGCCUUUUUCGGAAAGCUUGCCUCCAAAUCAACACUCACCCUCUACAAUGCCAGGCUCUCGAGCUUUGCUUCAACGUAGCCCUUAAUCGCCUCCCUAUUUCCCAAUCCAUUCCUAUCAUGUUGAGUCCAAAUCAAUCUAACAACCCGUCUCUCUCGAAUGCUUUGGUUGCUGCGUUCAAGCGCGCUCUAGCUCAUCAACGUCGUGGUUCUGUUGAAAACCAGCAGCAACCUGUUUUAGCUCUUAGAGUGGAGAUAGAACAGUUGAUUAUGUCCAUACUAGAUGACCCUAGUGUGUGUCGGGUAAUGAGAGGAGCUGGAUUCUCUAGUACCCAGAUCAAAAAUAGGAUUGAACAAAUGGUCUCAUUGGAGAUAUCUUCCCAGACAAAAGAAAAUAUCAAGCCCAUAUUACAAGAUUUCCAAAUUAGUUUUGGUAAUAAACAAAAAUUCUCACCAAGAGUACGAGAUGAAGAUGUGAUGAGUGUUAUCGAUACAAUGAUGGAAAGGAGAAAGAAAAGUAUUGUUGUUAUUAGGGAGUGUCUGGUUAGUGCUGAUGACAUAGUUAGAGGAGUUAUAGACAUAUUUGAAAGAGGAAACAUCAUGGUUUUUUCUGGAAAUUUGAAGUUUGUGCAGUUUGUAAGUCUUCCAUUACAUGCGUUAAGCAAUCAUUCGAGGGAAGAGAUUGAAGACAAGGUUAAGGAGCUUUGUUGUCUACUAAAAAGCCAUGUGGAGAGAGGAGUGAUCCUAUAUCUUGGUGAUCUAAAGUGGGUCUCUGAUUAUUGGUCAAAGUACAGUGAGCAAAGGUUGAGAACCUACUACUACUCUCCAAUGGAGCACAUGAUCAUGGAACUUAGCAGGCUGAUGUUUGGUUAUGGGGAUAGUGGGAAGUUCUGGCUAAUGGGGAUAGCCAAUUCCGAAACAUACUUGAGUUGUAAAUCUGGUCGACCUUCGCUUGAGACAUUAUGGGAUCUUUUUCCUCAUACAACUCCUGUUGGUGGCCUGGAUCUCACCCUCAAUCUUGAUAGCAAAGAUUCCCCAAAUGAGACGAAACAACUCGCUUGCUGUGGUGAAUGUUCAAUCAACUUCACAAGAGAAGCACAAAGCAUAUCCAAGUAUUCCCAAAACAAUGAGUCUAUCACUACUAAUAAAACCUCCACUUUACCAUUAUGGCUCCAACAAUGCAAGGAAAAGAACUCCAGGCAAAUCACUAUCAAUGAUCAGGAAUGUGAUAGAGUUGGAAGACUUCACAAGAAAUGGAGCUCAAUUUGCUGUUCACUUCACAAGCAGCCCCAUUUUCUUGACAAAACAUUCCAUCUUUGUUCUCCCUCCACCAAAUUGUCAGCAAGCUCGCAUAAACACCAUCACAAGUCUCCAAUAUUAGCUGACCCCAAAAAUAUCCCAAAAGAGCACCAGUUUUUCACAUUUCAAAUGGAUUGCGACGAUGGUUUUGACGACCAUAAUUUAAGACAAACCAGUGCUGUAAAACCCAACCUCCUGUCCCACCUAAAUUCUAGUCCAAAUUCGGCUUCUUGUAGUGAGGUUAAAGAUGCUGAUGAAUGCUUCAUGCACAAGUUCAAAGAGGUCAACUCUAAGAACAUAAGGAUUCUAACCAAUGCAUUGGAGAAAAAGGUUCCUAGGCAACGAACGAUUAUUCCAGAAAUUGUGAGUACCGUUCUUCAAUGCAGGUCUGGCUUAACCAAAAGGAAAGGCAAAGAAGAUACAUGGUUAUUUUUCUUAGGUUCUGACAUCCAAGGAAAAGAGAUGAUAUCAAGAGAGCUAGCAACAGUUGUGUUUGGAUCAACAAACAACUUCAUCCCUAUUGGUCUUAGCUGCUUCUCGUCAACAAAAUACUACUCCAUGGUUGAUGGUCAAGAGUUAAUUAGUUGUAAAAGGGAAAGAGAUGAACAUGGUCAGAGUUAUAUAGAAAAUUUCGCUGCAGCGGUAGAAGAAAACGCUAGUCGUGUUUUCUUCUUGGAAGAAGUGGACCAAGUUGAUUAUCAAUCUCAAAUGGGUAUCAAAAAAGCAAUUGAAAGUGGGAGAAUCACAAAGGAUUGUGGCAAAUCAAUUCAUCUAAAGGACGCCAUUGUCAUUCUUAAUUGUGAAAGCUUCACAUCAUUUUCAAUAGCAAUGUCUCCUAUAAGGCGAUCACACAGCGAAAGACAAUUUGGCAUGUUCGAUUUAAACAGGCAUGCUCAAGAUACUGGUAUUUUCAAUUCGGUGGAUAAGCAAGUUAAGUUCAAUAUCUAAUGCAUCUGAAGAGAACAGCAAAGUUGGAUCAUGCAAGGAGGAUAGUUCAUUACUCUUUUUUUCUCAGUUUUUGGUCUUUUUUUUGUGUGUCAUGGGUAUGGGUAAAAAUGUAACAUAAGGUAUACUUUGAGAUAAUCUUAGUUUCAGAUAUCUUGCAUGAA